UUUUCUUAAUUAAGCAAGCAAAAAAAAAAGAAAAGAGAAGAAGAGCAGAAGACAUGCACGAGGAAGCUUCGAAUCACAAGAAGAUGAAAGCGUGAUAAAAAAUUUUAGACUCUCGCAUCGCACUUAAAGGAUCUUGAAACCCUAUUCUUUUUCGUCGUGGUAUCGAUUGCUUGUUAAUCAAGCAAGGAAUCUCCGAGAUCUGUGUGUGAUGCGCUCUUCUUCUUCUUCUUCGUAGUAGAGAACGAUAACGAGGAGAUAAUAUAUGAAGAGAAGUUUCGCACAUUGAUGAAUCAAAUCCGUCGCUGGCGGAGGAUUUUGAUCCUCUCUCUGCUUUUGUUAUCCGUCGUCGCUCCGAUUGUCUUCCUUUCGAAUCGGAUCAAGAGCAUCACUUCCGUCGAUAGAGGAGAAUUCAUUGAAGAAGUGCCUGACAUUAGAUAUAAGACGAAUGAUGAUCUUAGACUUACCGCCUUUGAACAGGAUGGAGAAGGCUUCAAGGAGCCUAAACGAAUUCUCAAGGAUGAUGAGUUGAAUCCUCUGGUUAGGUCUAGUGCGUCUAAUGAAAGUCAUGAUGGCUCGCAGUCUAGUGAGCGAGACAAAACACCUGUUCUCUCAGAAAUUAGCGGGGGAAACAGUAACAAAACCAAGGAGGUGCAAGCAGUAGUUUCACAGCAAACCACUGGAAGCUCUGAUACAGCGGAGAAAUUUUCAGCAAAAGAUAUUCAACCUAGUCACAAAACCAAGUUCCAGCGCCCUAUGGCUAAGAGUGAAAAGAGUUCAAGGGUUCAGCUUGGAAGGGAAACAGAUGAGAGGAUAAAGGAGAUCAGAGACAAAAUCAUCCAAUCUAAAGCCUAUCUGAAUUUGGCCCUGCCUGGGAAUAACUCCCAAAUUGUGAAGGAGUUGAGAGUUCGAACAAAAGAGCUGGAACGGGCUGUCGGUGAUGCCACCAAAGAUAAGCAUUUGUCAAAGAGCUCCCCUCAAAGAUUGAAAGCCAUGGAACUUGCACUAUACAAGGUCAGUCGGGUCUUUCACAACUGCCCUGCCAUUGCGACAAAACUCCAUGCCAUGACUUACAAAUCUGAAGAACAAGCUCGGGCGCAGAAGAAGCAAUCAGCACAUUUAAUGCACCUUGCAGCAAGGACUACCCCAAAAGGGCUUCACUGCCUCUCAAUGCGUUUGACAACAGAAUACUUUACCCUGGAUCAUGAAAGAACAAAGCCUUUUCAACAAAGUUAUAACAAUCCUGAUCUCUACCAUUACGUUGUCUUCUCUGACAAUGUUUUGGCCUGUGCGGUUGUUGUUAACUCUACAAUCUCUUCGUCAAAGGACCCGGGAAAGAUAGUAUUCCAUGUGGUGACGGAUUCACUCAAUUACCCAGCAAUCUCGAUGUGGUUUAUUUUAAACCCAGUUAGCAGAGCAACAAUCCAAAUCCUAAACAUUGAUGAUAUAAAUGUCCUUCCUUUAGACCAUGCUCAAUUGCUGAUGAAGCAAAACUCAAGUGACCCGCGAGUCAUUUCAGCGCUCAGCCAUGCACGCUUCUAUCUCCCGAAUAUAUUCCCAGGUCUGGACAAGGUCGUAUUAUUUGACCAUGAUGUAGUAGUUCAGAGAGAUCUAAGUAGACUGUGGAGCCUCGAUAUGAAUGGGAAAGUUGUUGGAGCUGUAGAGACUUGUCACGAAGGUGAACCUUCAUAUAUUGCGAUGGAAACACUCAUUAACUUCUCAGAUGCAUGGGUUGCCCAGAAAUUCGACCCUAAGGCUUGCACUUGGGCGUUUGGGAUGAAUCUGUUUGAUCUCAAAGAAUGGAGGAGACAGGGUUUGACAUCUGUGUACCUGAACUACUUCAACCAGGGAGUAGAAAGACAUCUGUGGAAAGCAGGGAGCUUGCCACUAGGUUGGUUGACGUUCUAUGGCCAAAUGAUACCAUUGGAGAAGAGAUGGAAUGUGGUUGGAUUAGGUCACGAAUCAGGAGUUAAAGCAGGAGAGAUAGAAGAAGCAGCGGUUAUACACUACGACGGGAUCAUGAAGCCGUGGCUGGACAUCAGGAUAGACAAAUACAAGCGGUACUGGAACAUACAUGUACCUUACCAUCACCCAUACUUGCAACGUUGCAACAUUCACGAUUGAUUUUUUUUUUUCAAAACAGAGUUCCCACAAAACUUAGGAUUCAAUUCAAUUCAUUUCAUUUCUUUGUUGAUGUUAUAAUUAGCUUCAUUCUUUUUACAAUAUCUCAUGUAAAUUUUGAUUCUUUUUGAUACAAAAACAAUACACCAAUGUUUUUUGAGAGGUUAAUGUCAGAUUUGGUUAAUAGCAGCGGAGUGUUGCUUUGUGUGA
Molecule: messenger RNA, 2328 nt
Organism: Raphanus sativus (radish)
Lineage: Eukaryota; Viridiplantae; Streptophyta; Magnoliopsida; Brassicales; Brassicaceae
Product: probable galacturonosyltransferase 5
Exons: 9
Coding region: 286-2121 (611 amino acids)
Molecular function (GO): polygalacturonate 4-alpha-galacturonosyltransferase activity
Source: RefSeq, a predicted model, not a curated record